Colossoma macropomum (tambaqui) is the source of this 1737-nucleotide messenger RNA. Its product is annotated as thiosulfate sulfurtransferase/rhodanese-like domain-containing protein 2. The coding region runs from base 311 to 1693 and encodes 460 amino acids. The record is from RefSeq and is a predicted model, not a curated record. The transcript has 9 exons. NCBI's taxonomy places the organism in Eukaryota, Metazoa, Chordata, Actinopteri, Characiformes, Serrasalmidae.
AUAUCUCUGGUAUAACAGGGGGAAUAGGAAGUGGCCAGGCUCUUAUUAAACCGGCUCUGGUCCUCCUACACGCUGCAUGGCGGAGAAAGGAGUUUCUUUUUUACUCCAUUAAUCUGUUUUUAGGUCUAAAGUGUAUCUGGUUUUACGUCUACAAGUAUGAGCUAUGUGUGAUAAGUUUAUAAGGGUUUGCGCUGACUGAGUAUGACUGGGAUCAUCGCCUGAGUGUCGCGGUUUAACAGUGUGUGCUUAUGGCGAACUCCAACGUGACAUUUAAACUCGUGUAACGUUACAGUAUCAUAUACAGACAAUAAUGGAUACUGGUGAUUUGGCAGACAGUGUUCUUAUUAACCUGGAUGUUGAGGGUCUUACUCCUGAGACCCUCAAGCAAGAGAAGUCCGAGUUUUCAACAACUCGAAAGUGCUACUCCUACAUAAAGAAGAGGACCUUUGCAACAUAUGUGGCAUCCAAAAAGCUCCCGACGGCUCCCUCAGAUGCCUCAACGCUUUGGCAGUGCUGUGAGGAGACCUUCUCGGACCCUUGCUCCAUCCACAAACAUGUCUCAAACCUCCAUGCUGAUGAGAUUGAGCAGCUCACCACUGCGGCCCUGGAUCUAAUGCUCAGCCAAAGUGAGGGUGAAAAAGACGAGAAUGAGAGUCAGUCAAAGGAUACGUCCUCUUGGAUACCUGAUACAAGCCAUGUCUCAGAGGAGGAGCUCAGCAAAGGCCCAGGUGAAGUCCUCCUGUAUUACUACUAUUGCCAGAUACAAGACCCUAAGCUCAUUUGUGCUUGGCAGAGUGAGCUGUGUUCAAAGCUUCACCUCACUGGCAAGGUACGUGUGGCCACUGAGGGCAUUAAUGGAACAGUUGGUGGCACCAAAACAGGCACAAGCCUUUACAUCAAGGCAAUGCUGUCACAUCCGAUUUUCAAAGUGAUGCAAGUGGAGGAUUUUAAGACCAGUGAAGGCAGUGCAGAGUGCUUUCAUGAACUUAAGGUUGGAGUCUAUAAAGAAAUUGUCCCAAUGGGUGUGGACCCAGAUAUCAUCUCCUACACAUUAGCAGGAACACAUUUGGAACCUGAGGAAUUUCACAAACAAGUGCAGUCUCUACUUGAAGAUGGUUCCUCAAAGAGUGACACAGUACUGCUGGACUGCAGAAACUUCUACGAGAGUAAAAUUGGCCAAUUUAGGAAGUGUUUGGCACCCGACAUCCGCAAAUUCAGCUACUUUCCUGACUAUGUGGACAAGAACCUGGACCUUUUCCGCAACAAAAAGGUUCUUAUGUAUUGCACCGGGGGUAUACGAUGUGAACGAGGGUCUGCCUAUCUUCGUUCAAAAAACGUAUGUAAGGAAGUAUAUCAGCUGAAGGGUGGCAUUCACAAGUACCUGGAGCGGUUCCCUGAGGGCUUCUACCGCGGCAAACUCUUUGUGUUUGAUGAACGCUAUGCAAUCUCAUUCAACAGUGACAUCAUCUCAGACUGUAGGUACUGUGGAGCCCCUUGGGACCAGUAUCAGCUGUGCUCUACAGACUUCUGCUGCCAGCUGGUCUUAUCAUGCCCCUCUUGCAGGCAGAAGGGCCUUACAGCCUGCUGCCCUGUGUGCCAAGCCAAAGAGCAGAUGACCAGUUACAGCCUCUCACACAAAGAGGAGUGUGAGUGUACUGACUCCCGGCCCAGGAUCCCUAAUGACACUUUAUGAUGGCUAUUUGUUGAGGCCUCCUGAUGUCCAGAAGACCACAUUGU